Messenger RNA from Rubroshorea leprosula, 3075 nucleotides. The record is from the annotation of a GenBank genome assembly. NCBI's taxonomy places the organism in Eukaryota, Viridiplantae, Streptophyta, Magnoliopsida, Malvales, Dipterocarpaceae.
GGGGAAACCGAGGGGAGUGACGAGUUAGAAGGCUAGCCAUCGUGUAAAUUGAAUAUGGAUUUUAGAUAUAAAUGAUGAUCUUGUAUUUGGAGAUUUUAUUGGAGAUUUAUGAUAUCAAAGAGAUUUUAUAAUUUGAUCUUCAGAUUUUGAUGAUGGCUCCAAAACGGCGUGGGCGCCCUCCGAGGGGUAGCCAUAAGGAUCAGGGCACGCCUCCGAUCCCAGAAGCUAGUCCCCCCACCCAAGUUGCUCCGCAGGAGGGAGGGACGAGCAAUCCUCAAGUGGCCAGCUUUGUUCAGGAACUUAUGGCGGAGAUAAGACGCCAAGUAUCUCCUGCCACAAGUGUACCACCUCCAUCCCCGGUGGUCUCCACUCCUGUGGCCUAUGCUCCGGUUUCCCCUGUUCCUAUCUCUUCUGCUCCUGCUGUGCCUACCUGGAAGAUUUAUACAGAAUUCCAGAAGUUGAUGAUGAACAAGGGAUUCGAUGGUACUGCAGGUUUUGAGCAGGUGGAAUCAUGGAUUACCGAGGUGGAGCGGGGAUUCCACCUACUACAUGUUUCUGAUGACCUUAAGGUCAAUGUAGGCACCUACAUGCUUACUGGGAAGGCAUUAACUUGGUGGGAGAGUUAUCGGAAGCUGCACCAGGGAGAGCCUGAAUUGAGCACCUGGGAUGGUUUUAAGAAGGUGUUCAUGCGGGAGUACAUACCGGACAGCAAAAGGCGAGAACUGCAAAGAGAAUUUGCAGAUUUAAAGCAAGGGUCAAGUACUGUUGAGCAGUACAAGGAGGAGUUUGACCGCUAUCUACCUUUUGUGGGUAGCCAAGUCGGCGACGAGCAAGCCAAGGCCGACAAAUUUCUGUGGGGCUUAAAUUCUGACAUUUAUUUGGCGGUAAACCAAUUUAAACCCGCCACUUAUCGAGAGGCUGUGGAUAGAGCCAUAGAUCAGGAGAAGGCUAUGGCUAGAGUCAAGCCCUCAGGGCAGCCUAGUGGUGGGUCAUCCCUUGGGAAGAGGAAAUUUGAGGGGAGCCGUCGGUCCCUUUUCUUUGCACCGCCUAAGUCUGAAAUCAGCAAGGGUUCUAAAUGGUCAGGAGCCACUAAGACAGUGAGUCAGGCAUCAUCGCCCCAGCGUGCUCGCCCUACUCAGCUUGUUUGCCAUGUUUGUGGGAAGGUCAGGCACACCCGAGAUCAAUGCCACAUUGCUACUGGGGCUUGCUUCAAAUGUGGCAAGCAGGGACACCGGAUUGCAAAUUGUCCACUGCUAGACCCCAAGGCCCAGAGUACUCAGCCUACCUCUCUGCAAAGUUCUACUAGUCAGGGGGCGCAGAAACAGAGUACUGGGGUUCGGACAAGAGCCCAACAGGCGAGAGUGCAAAUGAUGACUCACAAGGAAGCUGCGGCUACCGACAUAAUCACGGGUACCUUGCCUGUUAACUCUGAUUAUGCGCAUGUUUUAUUUGAUUCGGGUGCGUCGCACUCUUUUAUUGCUCGAUCUUAUGUUUUGAAACGAGCCUUGCCUGUUGAUACCCCUGAUUGUGAACUACAUGUGGACACCCCUUUAGGAGGGGUGAUGACUACUAGGGAGGUGUGUAGAACUGUAGAUAUUUAUAUUGAUGGUAGACAGUUGAGUGCUAGUCUGUUUGUUUUAGAUAUCUCCGACUUUGAUAUCAUUUUGGGAAUGGAUUGGCUGUCAAAACACUUUGCCUCAAUAGACUGUCAUCGGAAAUGGGCUCAGAAAUAUCUUGUAAAUGGUUGCCAGGGCUUCCUAGUCUCUGUUACUGAUGCUAGUAGUGUGACAUCGAGAGUAGAAGACAUACCGGUAGUGCAUGAGUUUUCGGAUGUAUUUUCGGAGGAUCUCCCAUGUUUACCUCCGGAUAAAGAGGUUGAAUUUGCUAUUGACCUUGUUCCUGGCAUCGGACCGGUUUCCAAAGCACCAUACCGUAUGGCUCCUGCAGAAUUGAAGGAGUUAAAAGUCCAACUGGAGGAACUCCUUGAGAAAGGGUUUAUACGCCCUAGUGUAUCACCUUGGGGAGCUCCAGUGUUGUUUGUCAAGAAGAAGGAUGGGAGCAUGAGGCUAUGCAUUGAUUACCGGGAAUUGAAUAAGGUGACUGUGAAGAACCGGUAUCCCCUUCCUAGAAUUGACGACUUGUUUGACCAGCUCAAGGGUGCUCAGGUAUUUUCUAAGAUUGAUCUUCGAUCUGGCUACCACCAGGUGAAGAUUAAGCCGGAUGAUGUGCCAAAGACUGCCUUUCGCACCCGUUAUGGUCAUUAUGAGUUCAUAGUCAUGCCAUUUGGCUUGACAAAUGCCUCUGCCAGAUUUAUGGAUUUGAUGAAUCGGGUGUUUAGCAAGUACCUAGACCAGUUUGUGGUUGUCUUUAUUGACGACAUUUUGGUCUACUCUUCUAGCCAUGCUCUUCAUGAAAAGCACUUGAGGACAGUCCUCGAGACGUUGAGAAGGGAGAGGCUGUUUGCUAAAUUCAAGAAGUGUGAAUUUUGGCUAGACAAUGUUGCAUUCCUAGGUCACGUGGUGACUAAGGAUGGAAUCUCUGUUGACCCCCAGAAAAUUGAGGCCGUGGUUGAUUGGAAGAGGCUAAAUAGUGUUGCAGAAAUCCGUAGUUUUCUGGGAUUGGCUGGUUAUUACCGCCGAUUUGUGGGGGAUUUCUCUAGAAUUGCUCUGCCCAUGACUCAUCUUAUCAGAAAGGACACCAAGUUUGAGUGGACCCCAGAGUGUGAGAAGAGCUUUUUAACCUUGAAGGAGAAGUUGGUCACUGCUCCUUUAAAGCCUUAUGAAGAAAAUUACCCUACCCAUGAUCUGGAGUUGGUAGCCGUGGUAUUUACACUCAAGAUCUGAAGGCAUUAUCUGUAUGUCGAAGUGAACCCAGCCAUUUUCCAGCGUCCCCACCUGCAAAAUUGGUAAGAGAACUUGAUGAUUUUUGUUCUCCUCUUGCCCAAGAACAAGUCUAGGACUUAGAACUUCUCUCUUUUGCAGAGAAGCCGUUGGAUCUGCUCUGCCUCCUCCCCCUUUUGCCGCCGGCUGCUGUUGGUUUUCCUGGUAAAAUCAGCCAUAAACUCCUCCUUUCAGC